AUGUCUGAUAAAAACAGUUUGUCAAAAAUCCUAUCUGUUAAAUUAAAUGAUGUAACAAAAAGUGAAGGUGCAUCUUUAACAUUUGAUGCUACUAGUCACAAAAAUAAAGUUAUUACUGCUAAUGAAUGGUCUGCUUUUAUUGAAAAGUUUUAUAAUUUACAAGUAGAAUCAAAAUCAGGAUUUAAAAAUUUGAUUAAAUAUUUGGAUGAUGAAAAAAAAAGCAACAAAAAUAUUGGUAAACCAACAGGUGAAAGCAUAAAUUUCUUAUACUUAAAAAACGCAAUUAAAUAUUACAAUGAAAAAAAAUACGAAUCAGCUUACGGCCUAUUUAGACAUCUUACUUGUAAAGAAUCAAAAAAAGAUACUGGAAAGGAGGCAACUCAAAUCUAUGAUAUUUCCAUGUAUUAUAUUGCACUUUGCAAGUUAAAUGGGAAUGGCACUGAUAAAGAUGAGAAAUAUACUUUAUCUGUCGCCAAAUUUCUUGAAAACUAUAAGAAAAAUAGUGAAGCAUUAAAGGUUUACAAUUUAUUAUGUUCUGAAGCUAAGGAU
Molecule: messenger RNA, 549 nt
Organism: Racocetra fulgida
Lineage: Eukaryota; Fungi; Glomeromycota; Glomeromycetes; Diversisporales; Gigasporaceae
Source: the annotation of a GenBank genome assembly